AUGGCCAACUCGGGCCUGCAGCUGCUCGGCUUCUCCAUGGCCCUGCUGGGCUGGGUGGGCCUGCUGGCCUGCACCGCCAUCCCGCAGUGGCAGAUGAGCUCCUUCGCGGGCGACAACAUCAUCACGUCGCAGGCCAUGUACAAGGGGCUGUGGAUGGAGUGUGCCAUCCAGAGCACGGGCGUGAUGAACUGCAAGAUCUACGACUCGGUGCUGGCCCUGCCCGCGGCCUUGCAGGCCACUCGGGCCCUCAUGGUGGUGUCCUUGGUGCUGGGCUUCCUGGCCAUGAUCGUGGCCACCAUGGGCAUGAAGUGUACAAACUGCGCAGGAGACGACAAAGUGAAGAAGGCCCGCAUUGCCAUGGUCGGGGGCAUCAUUUUCAUCGUGGCAGGUCUUGCUGCCUUGACAGCUUGCUCCUGGAGUGGCAACCAGAUCGUUAGGGACUUUUACAACCCAAUGGUCCCCAUGAACGUCAAGUUCGAGUUUGGCCCUGCCAUCUUCAUUGGCUGGGCAGGGUCUGCCCUGGUCCUCCUGGGCGGGGCCCUGCUUUCUUGCUCCUGCCCGGGGAGUGAGAGCAAAGCCGGGUACCGCGGACCACGCUCCUACCCCAAGCCCAACUCUGCCAAGGAAUACGUAUGA
Suncus etruscus (white-toothed pygmy shrew) is the source of this 636-nucleotide messenger RNA. It is a transcript of the gene CLDN7, whose product is annotated as claudin 7. The record is from RefSeq and is a predicted model, not a curated record. The coding region runs from base 1 to 636 and encodes 211 amino acids. The transcript has 4 exons. Gene Ontology annotation, cellular component: plasma membrane; bicellular tight junction. Gene Ontology annotation, biological process: bicellular tight junction assembly; cell adhesion. Gene Ontology annotation, molecular function: structural molecule activity. NCBI's taxonomy places the organism in Eukaryota, Metazoa, Chordata, Mammalia, Eulipotyphla, Soricidae.